AUGACACUAGCAUCUAUAGCAUUCAAAACCGAAUUUGCGGUUGAUAUGACAUGUCAGAACUGCGUAAAUUCUGUUCAAGGUGCUUUACGAGAGAUUUCAGGUAUUGAACGAUAUGAUAUCGAUCUGGAGAAUAAGAGAGUCACAGUCACAGGGAAGACACCACCAUCUCAACUCCUUUCCGCACUGAAGUCUACGAAUCGUCAAGUGAUAGUUCGUGGAUCAUCACCUUCCAAUCCCAAUACAGCUUCUUCAUUUCCUCAAACAGCUGCAGUAUCCAUAUUAGAAUCACCACUACCACUUCCAACUUCAAUCGCUUCCACAUCGAAUAUCCUAUUAGCCACUUCGCCUUCAAAUCCUAAACACGAUCCCAAUCCCACUGAAAAAGGGCUACCUGGCAUGAAUGAAGAAGAAUUUUCCCAAAAAGUAUUUGGUAUAGCUAGAUUCGUACAAAUCGCACCAAAGACUGUUUUGAUGGAUUUAACAGUUCGUUUACCUCCUCCAGCUAGAGUGGGUUUGAACUCGAAUACUGAAAACGAUUGGAAUGUAUACGUUUCAACUACUGGUAACAUGAUAAAUCCGCCUAUAACAACGGGGAAAGAAUUCUUGAAAUUGGGUGAAAUUAAGCCUGAUAAAGAAGGUUAUGGUGAUUUAUUCAAAGAAGUCAAUGGGGAUUUAUGGGAAUGGAUAGGUAGAGGUUGUAUUGUACAAGCUAAAGAUUCAUCCUCAACGUCAACCUCGAUAUCGUCAUCUUCAGCUCCUAGAGAAGACACUUCCAGCUCUAAUUCUACAAUAGGAAAGAUAUUUGCGGGUGUUGUGGCUAGGUCGGCUGGUGCUUGGGGAAACGAAAAGACUGUUUGCGCUUGUUCAGGUAGAACAAUGUGGGAAGAAGGCAGGGAUAUGGAAAAGAAGACCAAAUUAUAG
Molecule: messenger RNA, 921 nt
Organism: Kwoniella shivajii
Lineage: Eukaryota; Fungi; Basidiomycota; Tremellomycetes; Tremellales; Cryptococcaceae
Exons: 5
Coding region: 1-921 (306 amino acids)
Biological process (GO): superoxide metabolic process
Cellular component (GO): cytoplasm
Molecular function (GO): superoxide dismutase copper chaperone activity; copper ion binding
Source: RefSeq, a predicted model, not a curated record